This is a messenger RNA of Spinacia oleracea (spinach), 381 nucleotides long. RefSeq lists its product as uncharacterized. The transcript has a single exon. Bases 1 to 381 code for a protein of 126 amino acids. The record is from RefSeq and is a predicted model, not a curated record. NCBI's taxonomy places the organism in Eukaryota, Viridiplantae, Streptophyta, Magnoliopsida, Caryophyllales, Amaranthaceae.
AUGUGGUUGGCAACACUAGACAAGCUAAAAACUAGAACCAGACUACACAGAUUGGAGAUUACUAUUGACUGUGUUUGUCCAAUUUGUGGAGCUCAUCCAGAAACUGGGGAUCACCUUUACUUUGGGUGUAAAUACAGUGUUGACUGUGGUACUGCAGUAAUGAAAUGGAUUGGAUUUUCCCAUUGUAAAACUGGCUCUAAUGCUUUGUUUAGGUGGUUACAAAGAACUGCACCUAGUGCAUUCAGAAGGGGAGUGACUUACCCCUCUGUUGCGACUAUUGUGUAUCAUGUUUGGAAAUCCAUAAACUAUGGCAUCCGGCAAAUGCAAGUGCCUACCAUUCAGAAAACAGUUAAAGAUAUUCAGGGGGUGUUAGACAUAUAG